AUGUUGCCAAACCCAAUACACCCAUGCAUCACCAGAGCUUACGGAAGUAUUGGCUAUGUUGCUCAGAGGCAACAUGCAGCUAGUGACUUCGAGGCUCAGACCGCUUUGUUGUCGAAUUUGUUGUACAAUUGGCUUUCUGUGAGGCUUCUGUUCUUUACUUCGGCCAUUGUGCUUUCCUGCUCCUUGUCCUUUGUUCUUUGGGGUGGAACUACUGUUUCUGGUGGCCUUGUCGGAUUUGUUUUGGGCUAUGCCAAUCAGAUAGCCGGCAGUCUCAGACUGCUACUUGGGAUUCACUCCGGCUGGAGCUCCCAGUUCCUUCCUGUGGAAAGAUGUUUGGAGUUUGUCAAUUUGGAAGCAGAAGAAAACCGCAGGGAGAAAGUGGACAUUCCAUCUAACUGGCCCUCGGGCGAUAUUGUUUUCGAGAAUUUCUCCGCAACAUACGAGGACGACGAACAGCCAGUGCUUAAAAACCUCAACUUGACCAUCAAGGCAGGCGAGAAAAUCGGCAUCGUUGGCAGAACCGGAGCCGGAAAGAGCAGUAUCGUUCUAGCUCUUUUCAGGAUGCUCAAACCUACCGGAGGCAGACUCCUCAUUGGUGGUAUUGAUCAGGUUGGGAUCAUACCACAAGAUUCCUUGCUUUUCGUGGGCAGCAUUCGUGAGAACAUCGAUCCUUUGGGCGAGUACCUGGACGAUGCUAUUUGGGAGGCAUUAGCAGACUCCCAUUUGAACAAGGUUGGAGAGGCAGGGUCCAACUUCUCUGGAGGCCAGAAGCAGCUUUUGUGUUUGGCCAGAGCGCUUCUUAAGGACUCUGGCAUCGUGCUUAUGGAUGAAGCCACCGCUUCUGUGGAUCUCGGAACGGAGAAGCUUGUCCGGGAAGUGAUCGCCAAGAAAGGUGCUGGUAAGACGGUGAUCACAAUAGCUCACAGAACCGAGACGGUGUUGGAUCUGGACAAGAUCUUGGGCUUGGAAGACGGGCAGGUCAGAGAGUUUGAUGCUCCGCUGGUCUUGUUGGAGGAUCUGAGCUCCUUGCUCCAUGGGUUGAUGCACCGCUGA
Molecule: messenger RNA, 1053 nt
Organism: Candidozyma duobushaemuli
Lineage: Eukaryota; Fungi; Ascomycota; Pichiomycetes; Serinales; Metschnikowiaceae
Exons: 3
Coding region: 1-1053 (350 amino acids)
Biological process (GO): transmembrane transport
Cellular component (GO): membrane
Molecular function (GO): ATPase-coupled transmembrane transporter activity; ATP hydrolysis activity; ATP binding
Source: RefSeq, a predicted model, not a curated record